GAUAGAUCAUUAUAAGAUAAUUCAGCAAUGGAGUGGUAUUGGAUUGCACUAAUCUCUGCUGGAGGUGUUUACCUUCUUCUUGGACUAAUACUGUUCUGUUUCCCCAUCUAUAAGGUCAAAGAUCCAGUAAGAAUAGAAGCAAAGAAAGACAAGCUAAUAAUCGGCACUCAUCGAGGCGGGUCUUGGGAAAGAGUCGAGAAUACCUUACCGGCUUUUAGGAAUUCAAAAGAUAUUGGAGUGGACAUGUUUGAGCUAGAUGUUAGACUGACAAAGGACAAACAAGUAGUGGUACAUCAUGACCAGAGCUUAGUCAGACUUACAGGUCAGGAUAUUGAUGUUGAAGAUACCAAUUAUGAGGACCUCCCGACUUGAACGAAUGAGAUUCGGUACCCAAUGGGCGAUGGUGUUUAUAGACUCAAACCAAACAUCGAUGAUGGAAAAAUUCCACUUUUGAGGGAUGUCUUUGAAGAAUUUCCAGAAAUACCUAUGAAUAUUGAUCUAAAAGGAGGCAGUUCUGAACAUCUUUUUGAAGUUUAUAAAAUGAUUGUUGAGUUCCAGAGAGAAGGUAUCACCUUCUUCGGUGAUAUGAAUAAUAAGAAAAAUAUUCAAGCCCAAGAAAUGGGCAAAGAUGCUGGAAUAGGCUCUUUUUCAUCUUUGUGGUACACCACAAGAACAGUCCUUUUGUAUCUUUUUGGUCUCUUGCAGUUCUUUCCUUUUAGACAUCAAAUUCUUUGGUUUCCACUUUUUGGAAGGAAAACUUUAAACGCAAUUUAUGAACACAGUGGUAGAAAAUGUUUGGUUUGGUUUCUUUUGAAAAUUGUUGUCUGUAUAACUUGGCUAUGAAAACCUAUGUUCUGGCACCUUAGAAAGAGAGGAGUCCUUGUGAUGAUAUUUACUGUAAAUUCUGAAGAUGAACUCAUUAGAGCUAGAAAAUAUCCUAUAGACGGGUUCAUUACAGAUGCUCCUACAGAAAUUAUAAGAGCUUUAUAUUCAAACGGUGGACAAAUUGAAACUGAUAUACCAAUGAUCAGGUCCACUGAGCUCAGAGAAUAAUGAAUUUUUGCACACAGGUUUACAUUCCUUUCAAUAUC
Molecule: messenger RNA, 1091 nt
Organism: Moneuplotes crassus
Lineage: Eukaryota; Ciliophora; Spirotrichea; Euplotida; Euplotidae
Source: the annotation of a GenBank genome assembly